UCAGUUUAUUACAACAGCUAGGGUUUUAUCACUGAUCCUGCUGUAUAUUUUAUCUCCUGCCUCUAAUCUCAAAUCGCGGCUAGGGUUUUCUCUCAUCUGGUAAAUUUUAUAGUUUUGUUCGUGGAAAGAACAGAUACUCGGAAAUGAGUAAGCUUCAGAGUGACGCCCUCAGGGAAGCUAUUUCAACCAUAGUAGCUCAGUCCAAGGAGAAGCAACGUAAGUUUACCGAGACCAUUGAGCUCCAGAUUGGGUUGAAAAACUAUGAUCCCCAAAAAGACAAGCGUUUCAGUGGCUCCGUUAAGCUGCCACACAUUCCUCGCCCUAAAAUGAAGAUCUGCAUGCUUGGAGAUGCUCAACAUGUUGAAGAGGCAGAGAAAAUAGGUUUGGAUUAUAUGGAUGUUGAAGCACUUAAGAAGCUUAACAAGAACAAGAAGUUGGUGAAGAAGCUUGCCAAGAAGUAUCAUGCUUUUUUGGCUUCUGAAUCUGUCAUCAAGCAGAUCCCUCGUCUCUUGGGUCCUGGUCUCAACAAAGCAGGAAAAUUCCCCACCCUUGUCACUCACCAGGAAUCACUCGAGUCCAAGGUGAAUGAGACCAAGGCAAUGGUUAAGUUCCAGUUGAAGAAGGUGCUUUGCAUGGGUGUCGCCGUUGGGAAUGUAGCCAUGGAGGAGAAGCAGAUAUUCCAAAAUGUGCAAAUGAGCGUCAAUUUCCUUGUUUCAUUGUUGAAGAAAAACUGGCAAAAUGUGAGGUGCCUCUACUUGAAGAGUACAAUGGGCCCAUCAAACAGGAUCUUUUGAAUUCACAUUUACCUUUCUGAUAAGAGUUUUAAUCAGAAUGCUUAAAGUUUCUGUUAUGUUUUUUUUUGUUGGAUCUUAAAGCAGCUUUGAGCUUGAGACAUCGGAAGUUUUUUAUUUUUAUUUUGCAUAUGAACAUAAAUGUUGAUUCA
Messenger RNA from Hibiscus syriacus, 943 nucleotides. Its product is annotated as 60S ribosomal protein L10a-like. Bases 144 to 794 code for a protein of 216 amino acids. Gene Ontology annotation, cellular component: large ribosomal subunit. The transcript has 6 exons. Gene Ontology annotation, biological process: translation. Gene Ontology annotation, molecular function: RNA binding; structural constituent of ribosome. The record is from RefSeq and is a predicted model, not a curated record. NCBI's taxonomy places the organism in Eukaryota, Viridiplantae, Streptophyta, Magnoliopsida, Malvales, Malvaceae.